Sclerotinia trifoliorum is the source of this 1514-nucleotide messenger RNA. The record is from the annotation of a GenBank genome assembly. Lineage: Eukaryota; Fungi; Ascomycota; Leotiomycetes; Helotiales; Sclerotiniaceae.
UCAUCCACUCACAAUAAUAAAUUAAAAAAUAUACACUAUCAAAUACUAACUUUUAUUUUGGGCCUUAAUACUUGAUAGGUCUCCUUCCGCUUAGCGGGCUUCGUGGUCAGUCCCAAUCACCACACCUCUCCCAGCACAUCUUCCUUCCUAUCCUCUCCCACAAACAACAACAAUUCACAAAUCUUUCAAAUUUAAACCACCAGAUCUACGGUUUGACGCGACGAAAACCUUUGUAUAUUCAUUUUAAAUUAUCAAGCACUUUUCAAUCAAACAAGGUAAGCAAUUAUCCCAUACUUAUGUGCGAUUCUGCAUCGCAGUGUUGACUGGACGCGCCUACUCAUCAUCUUGCGCCAAUCUCAGUUAUCCUCUCACAGCACACAUUCUUACUAACUAAUCUCUAUAGAAAGCAAUGGCUCGUGUAACUAGAUCCGCCACUGGUAAGUUGCUUCCUAUAUUUUUUCUCCGAAACCUAUUCUUUAGCUAUCGAGCAUACGGUCGCAAAGUCGCGUAAAAAGAGAGCUCUGCUGAUUCGUUAUAUCAGGCAGUAUCCCAGCCAAACCCGUACCAGCACCUGUCGAAGCCCCGAAGCCAAAAAAGGCCGCACCAAAGGCAAACACUGGAAAGAAGGUUGCUCCAACCAAGGGAGCUAAGCCAACUGGUGUUAAGAAGACCGCCGCCCCGAAGAAGAAAUCAACAGUGGCUGCCAAGGUAUAUAAGAUAUUGUCAUAUCUAGGACUAUUUUAUUGAUUCUUCUAUAGGUUGAAGCUGCUGUAGAGAAAACCGAGGAGGUUGCCGAGAAGGCUGCAGACAAAGUCCAGGAGAAAGUUGAGGAGGAGACCGUUGAGGAGGAGACCCCUGAUGAGGAGACUGCCGACGAGGCCGUCGCUGAGAAGCCAGCGCCAAAGAAGAAGGUAUGCCAAAUACUUACUUCCAGAUGCUUCAAUAUACCUUUGAUGUCUUCUUAUAUUUCUCUCUGAUUAACAUGGCUUCUUUUCCCAGGCUCCCGCACCAAAGAAGCCGGUCACCAAGAAGGCGGCUGCCCCAAAGAAACCUGUCGUCAAGGCCUAAACAGCAAUAUCUCUAUCAAAUUCAACCGCUCUCCAAAAACACAGAUGGAGGUGUCUCUCACAAGAGCCUUUAUAACAUAACAACCUUUUGGAUUGACCAUACCAUCACUCCUACUAGUUGAUACCCAAUAUCUUUGUUCUGAGCGAGUGUUACUUUGGAGUGGAUACGAAUCUGACCUGGCGUUUCUCAGGCGUUUUCUAGUUUUUGGUUUGAGCGUGGUAAUAGUACGAUCAAUGCUAUCUAUCAUUUAGGUGUAUUUUGAGGAAUUGUAUCUAGAUAGUAUCUAUGGAUGCGUAUUUUGGAAUAGGGAUGCACUUUUACUUUAUCUUUAUUUUGGAGAAAGAAUUGUGAUGAGAGUGGUUUUGGAAGAGAUAAAGUUUGUUAAAUGGGCAGACAAUGGAUAUGAAGGAAAUGUAAAUGAUUUUGUACUGGAUGAUUUUUGUGCU